Pangasianodon hypophthalmus (striped catfish) is the source of this 3721-nucleotide messenger RNA. RefSeq names its product protein-glutamine gamma-glutamyltransferase K-like. NCBI's taxonomy places the organism in Eukaryota, Metazoa, Chordata, Actinopteri, Siluriformes, Pangasiidae. Gene Ontology annotation, molecular function: protein-glutamine gamma-glutamyltransferase activity. The coding region runs from base 144 to 2465 and encodes 773 amino acids. Gene Ontology annotation, biological process: peptide cross-linking. The record is from RefSeq and is a predicted model, not a curated record. The transcript is spliced from 14 exons.
CCAGGCAUGUUUUAGUGAGGGAAGAAGAAAAGCAGGCAGCACCGGCAGAGGAAGGUGUCCAGGGCUGCUAUUAUCAGGCUUCUCUCCAGUGAGAAACACACCGAAUACAGACAGACGCAAAAAACUGCAGAAAAACAGUCAGUAUGCCUGGCGAAACCAUCAGGACUCGGCUCGGUCGCUGGCCAGAUGUUACGCUAUUCGAUGAGGAAUCAAUGAAUGUGGAUCUGGUGCCAGAGAAGAAUAAGAAGAAAGAGGAAGGGGUGUGUCGAAGGUGGUUUCGCAAAAUAUGCCCAUGCUGCUGUCAUCAAACCAGCAAUGAACCUGAUGAUGCUGGCACUGAGCUCAGUGUAGGGCCAGAGGAUCAUGGAGAAAAGCCACCAGCAGAAACUCCUGAGACAAAUGAAAAUCUGUUAUCAGUGCACUCCAUAGACCUCAUCAAGUCCAAAAAAGGUGAAAACCGCCUGAAUCAUCACACGGAGUAUUACCAUAGUGAUAACCUCAUCAUCCGCCGAGGGCAGACGUUUCAGAUGUGGAUAGAGCUCUCACGGCCUUUCAACCCCAAAACUGACAAACUACACCUCGAGCUCAAACUUGGUCCUAACCCAGCGGUAUCAAAGGGCACUUUAGUGAUCGUUCCUCUAGUUGACAAGCUACAGGACAAUUGCUGGGAAGCCAAGAUUGCUGACAAGCAAGGCAACAAAAUCAAACUAUCAGUCAACUCCCAGCCAACUGCUCCCAUUGGUCAAUACAAGCUCACUGUGGCAACUCAGACUCCCAAAGGGAAUAGCACUUCAACAUAUAAACCUGAAAAUGAUAUCUACAUGCUGUUUAACCCCUGGUGUGAAGAUGACUUGGUGUAUAUGGAUGAUGAGGAGGAGAGGAAAGAGUAUGUUCUGAAUGAUGUGGGGAGGAUCUACUAUGGUACCGAGUCUCAGAUUGGAGAAAGAACCUGGAACUUUGGACAGUUUGCUGAUGGGGUUCUGGCAGCAUGUCUGUUUGUACUGGAGAAGAGUCAAGCCCCUGCUUCUGGGUGGGGAGACCCUGUUAACAUUGUCAGACUUGUGUCGGCCAUGAUCAACUCUCCUGAUGACCAAGGUGUGCUGGAAGGCAACUGGUCUGGUAUCUAUGCAGAUGGGACGUCCCCAACGGCAUGGAGUGGCAGUGUGGACAUUCUGAAGCAGUACCACAAAAGCGGAGGCUUGCCUGUUAAAUACGGGCAGUGCUGGGUCUUCUCAGGGGUCACCACCACAGUUCUCAGGUGUUUAGGCAUCCCCACCCGCAGUGUCACAAACUUCAACUCCGCCCAUGACACAGACAUUUCCUUAACCAAUGACAUGUAUUUGGAUGAAAACAUGGAGCCAAUUUUGGAGCUCAACACUGAUUCUGUCUGGAAUUUUCAUGUGUGGAACGAAACCUGGAUGGCCCGAUCUGAUCUGCCAGUUGGCAUGGGAGGUUGGCAAGUCGUGGAUGCCACACCUCAAGAGACGAGUCAGGGCCUGUUCUGCUGUGGCCCUACCUCGGUGACGGCUGUCCGUGAUGGACAGGUCUACCUUAAAUAUGACGCGCGCUUCGUCUUUGCCGAGGUGAACAGUGAUAAGGUCUACUGGCAGAGGAACACUGAUGGCACCUUCUCUCAGAUCUACUGUGAAAAGAAUGCGGUGGGCCACUGCAUCAGCACCAAGGCAGUUGGCUCUGACAAGAGAGAAGACAUCACACACCUCUACAAACACCCAGAAGGGUCUGAAGAGGAGCGAAUCGCAGUAGAAACUGCCACUCGCUACGGGUCAAAGCCUAACAUCUACCCCUCUGCUGUGGCCACGGACGUCACAUUAGAGGUCACAAUGAAAGGAGAAGGGCCUCGGAUGGGGGAAGACGCACAGCUUUCCAUCAAUGUGAAGAACAGCAGCUCUGAGAAGCGCAGUACCAUCCUCCAUAGCCAGGUGGCAGUUAUGUACUACACUGGAGUGCAAAAGGCUAUGAUGAAAAAGGAUGAUAUAGUGGUGGAGCUCAAACCCAAUGAAGUCCAGACACUGGAAUGGACCCUUCCGUAUGACCUGUAUAAGAAUAAGCUGGUGGACCAGGCGGCCCUGAUGCUCACCGUAAGUGGGCGAGUCAGUGAGACCAAUCAGGUUCUGGCCACCCAGUUCAACUUCCGCCUGCGCACGCCAGACAUUAUAAUCACCCCUGUAGGGGAUGCUGUAGUUGGUAAAGAGAUGACAGCUAUAAUCACCUUUAAAAAUCCACUACCACAAGUCCUGAAAAAGGUGAAGUUCCGCAUCGAGGGCUUAGGCUUGCAGAACAUCCGAGAGAUCUCCUAUGGUGAUGUGGGCAGUCUGAUGACCAUCACCCUGACGGAGAAGUUUAUUCCAACCUUGCCUGGACAGCGGAAGCUGCUUGCUUCUCUGGACUGUCAGCAGCUCACGCAGGUUCACGGCGUUGCUGAGAUCCUGGUCAAGGAGAAGUGAAAACAGUCGGGAAUCCAAACUGACUCACCAUGAACUUUCCUCGAUGCCUAGGAGCAAAAAUAAGAAAAUGUAGUGAGGGUAAAAACAGUAACUGUACAUCAUAGCACUGUAUUCAAAUUAGAAACUACGAAGUCUUGUUAGAUGGUUCAAUGGUUUUGUAGCAUUUCCUAAAAUCUUGUUCUAGUAAGAACACAAAUGUUAUGCAUUCUAGCUUUGCAGGGGAAGAUUUCAUUCCACCUGAUAGUGCUGAAUGAUGCUGAUUCUGAUGUGUAUCAGCAAAAUCUCUUGACACUCUUAGGAAUAAAAGGUAAAUCUAGAACCCUAAAGGGUUAUAUAUCAAAGAUGGUCUACCAGCUUGACCAGCUGGUUAGACCAUCCUGGAUUUUUCAGAGAGGAUUCCAAGUUGAACCAUCGUUAGGAAGUUAAGAAUUCUUACCUUAACCCUUAAAGAACCACUUUUUCUAGCAGUGCACUUUAAUAGAAGACUGUAAACUUACUUUUUUUAAUAUGUUCUAUGACCAAUGCCGAUCCUUUGUCAUCCUGCAUUCUUGUGGUGCCCUCUGGUGACUCUGGGGCCUGAACUGACUACAUAUCCAGCUUACUGCUAGAAAUAGCCCUUCCUACAAGCCUGGAUGUUUGUGUCACACAUGGCAUAUGAUGAUGAACCCUAAUCCUAUUGUAUCAUUAAUUUAUUUAUAGAAAUUUACAAUCUUGAUGAUGUGCGAGUCUUUAUAUCGCUGGCUAUAGCUGUCACCGUAAUGGUGAUUUAAUCUGCCUGCUUAAAAUCUGGUGUGGAUUUAAAUACUGUUUUCAAGCAGUAUUUAAAUAAAAAUAAAUGAAUUUGAAGCAAUUAAAUAAAAUGCUUCAAAGAUGCUUUCAUUUCACAUUACACAAGCAUUUUUUUCACAGCAAUUUUUAAUUCACCCAUGUGUGUUUAGGUACUAGGUGUUGUGAAGCCCAGAAAUUCUGGCACAAUGUUUCAUUUUAUUUAUCAUCAUGCACUAGUUGUUGUUUACAAUGUUUAUUUAUACUCAUUACUUAUUUUAACUUUAUAUAAAUUAUUUGUUAUUAUAACUUAUCUGUAUUAUGUGUACAAGUUUUGUUGUCUAAUUAUAACAGGAAUGUAAUAAUUAUACAAAUGGAAGUUUAGCUAAUGCCUAAUUGCACUGUAUGUUUAAAAGCUGUAUUGUAUAAAUAUAAUUUUAUACACUCAAUCCUGACAUUCUGAAACCAGUAAAAAUCCUUCUGAACAUUCA